AUGAAUAAAAAUACAUCUGCUGUGGUAUCAUCCAGUCUACUUGAAAAGGAUCCUGCCUUUCAGAUGAUUACAGUUACCAAGGACACAGGCCUUGGUCUGAAGAUCCUAGGAGGAAUUAACCGGAAUGAGGGUCCCUUGGUAUAUAUUCAGGAAAUCAUUCCUGGAGGAGACUGUUAUAAGGAUGGACGUUUGAAGCCAGGAGAUCAACUUGUCUCAAUAAACAAGGAAUCUAUGAUUGGUGUAUCCUUUGAAGAAGCGAAAAGCAUAAUUACCAGAGCCAAGUUGAGGUCAGAAUCUGCUUGGGAGAUAGCGUUCAUAAGACAAAUAUCUGAUGGCAGUCAUCCAGAAAAUCCAUCUUGUACAUCUCUUUUACAAGCUUCUGGAGAAUAUGGACCUCAAGUCUCGACAUUUAGCCUUCUUCCUUCUCCCCCUGAAAUACUAAUUCCAAAGACCUCAUCCACUCCCCAAACUACAGAUACCAUUUUAUCUUCUUUUAGGAUAAAUCAGAUAAAAACUGGAUACAAGAAAACAGAACAGACUCCAGUCACUUCUUUGGAAAACAGGCCUACAGAUAUGUCUAAUACAGAUAUUGCCCCUGCAUGGACUGAUAAUUAUGGACCACAAGGAAAGAAGAUUUCGCUAAAUCCCUCUGUUCGCCUUAAGGCAGAGAAACUGGAAAUGGCUUUAGAUUAUCUUGGAAUUCAGCCCACAAAGGAACAACAUCAAGCCCUGAGGCAGCAAGUGCAAGUAGACCCAAAGGGGACAGUGUCUUUUGGAGAUUUUGUCCAGGUUGCCAGAAACUUGUUUUGCUUGCAGUUGGAUGAAGUGAAUGUCAGUGCACGUGAUAUUUCCAGCAUAUUAGAUUCACAGCUUCUUCCCUGUGAUUCCUUAGAGGCAGAUGAAAUAGAAAGGCUUAAGUGUGAAAGAAAUGAUGCCUUGGAGGAAGUGAAUACACUCAAGGAAAAGUUAUUUGAAUCAGAAAGACAAAAGAAACAGUUGACAGAAGAACUCCAGAAUGUGAAACAAGAAGCCAAAGCUGUGGCUGAAGAAACCAGAGCCCUGCGAAGUCGGAUCCACCUGGCCGAGGCUGCACAGCGCCAGGCGCAUGGAAUGGAAAUGGACUACGAAGAAGUGAUCCAUCUGUUAGAGGCCGAGAUCACAGAUCUAAAGGCUCAGCUUGCUGAUUAUUCGGACCAAAAUAAAGAAGGUGUCCAGGAGUUAAGAAAGAGAAUUACAGUACUUGACUGCCAAUUGCGAAAAUCGGAAAUGGCUCGAAAAACUUUGGAGGCAUCCACUGAAAAACUUCUUCAUUUUGUAGAGACUAUUCAAGAAUUAUUUUCUGAUAAUUCUUCUCCUUUAUCAAAUUUAAGUGAAAGAAGAGCUAUGUUAGCUUCUCAGACUUCCCUUACACCACUGGGAAGGAAUGGACGUAAUAUCCCAGCAACGCUGGCUCUUGAAUCUAAGGAACUUGUUAAAUCUGUUCGGGCCAUACUUGACAUGGACUAUCUACCUUAUGGGUGGGAGGAAGCUUACACAGCAGAUGGAAUCAAGUACUUCAUCAAUCAUGUAACACAGACGACGUCCUGGAUCCAUCCUGUGAUGAGUGCACUGAACCUGUCCUGCUCAGACGAGAAUGAAGAGGAUUGUUCCAGAGAAUUUCCCGAUCAGAAGAGCUGA
Messenger RNA from Neomonachus schauinslandi (Hawaiian monk seal), 1677 nucleotides. RefSeq names its product syntaxin binding protein 4 (gene STXBP4). Gene Ontology annotation, biological process: insulin receptor signaling pathway; regulation of insulin secretion involved in cellular response to glucose stimulus. Gene Ontology annotation, cellular component: cytoplasmic vesicle. The record is from RefSeq and is a predicted model, not a curated record. Bases 1 to 1677 code for a protein of 558 amino acids. Lineage: Eukaryota; Metazoa; Chordata; Mammalia; Carnivora; Phocidae. The transcript has 16 exons. Gene Ontology annotation, molecular function: syntaxin binding.